Messenger RNA from Mobula hypostoma (lesser devil ray), 605 nucleotides. RefSeq names its product hemoglobin subunit alpha-like. The transcript has 3 exons. Gene Ontology annotation, biological process: hydrogen peroxide catabolic process; oxygen transport. Gene Ontology annotation, molecular function: heme binding; organic acid binding; oxygen binding. Lineage: Eukaryota; Metazoa; Chordata; Chondrichthyes; Myliobatiformes; Myliobatidae. Gene Ontology annotation, cellular component: hemoglobin complex; blood microparticle; haptoglobin-hemoglobin complex. The coding region runs from base 59 to 487 and encodes 142 amino acids. The record is from RefSeq and is a predicted model, not a curated record.
CAAGCCAGAGGCAUCUCCUGGUUAAUGAGAGAUCUGAAAAAGUGAGAACUCUGCAAUAAUGGUACUCUCUGGCCCCAACAAACAGGUUAUAGAGGAACUGGGCAACCACAUCAAGGCAAAUGCUGAAGCUUGGGGUGCGGAAGCUUUAGCCAGGUUGUUUGAGAUCCACCCUCAAGCUAAGACAUACUUCCCAAAUUUCAAUGGCUACAAAGCCUCUGACCAGCCUGUCAGAAGACAUGGUCGCAUUGUCAUGGAAGCUGUGGCGGAUGCAGCCCACAACGUGGACAACCUGAGUAAACAUCUGGAAAAACUUGCCAAGAGACAUGGUGAAGAACUUCUUGUGGAUCCUCACAACUUUCAGCUGUUGGCUGAUUGUAUCACGGUCACUCUGGCCAUUCACUUGCCUGCAUUCUCCCCAGCAACCCACUGUGCUGUCGACAAAUUCCUUGAGUUGCUCGCGCAUGAAUUGAGCUCCAAGUACCGCUAAAGACACAAUCAACAAAUUAUGGUGAAUGACCACAAGAUCAUCAUUUAAUUCCACAGUUUGUCUUUGAUUAAUUGUCAUAAUUGAAAAAUUGAGUUAAAUAAACUUUCACUUCAAUCAA